GAUUUGUCUCCGUCGGUAUUGGCGAUCCAAAAUUACGUCAAACUGGGAAAACGCCGACCUGCAAAAAAAAAGAGGGCCUGGCUCUUCUUUUAACUGCGCCUUCCCCAACCCUCCUCCACUCCCUUUGCCCGCAGCCUCGAGACCCUUCGAGAUGGCAGAUAGCGGCAAGAUGCUAGAGGCCCCCGUCGCUCAUGCGCGGGUGGCUCCCGUGUCAACACCCGUCCAGUCCAAACAGAAGAAGGUGCAUUACCCAUUCUGGUUUGGAGGCUCGGCGUCAUGCUUCGCCGCGGGUGUGACGCACCCUCUAGAUUUGGUUAAGGUCCGGUUACAAACACGCGCACCGGAUGCUCCCAAGUCGAUGGUCGGCACGUUUGCUCAUAUCUUGAGACAUAAUGGAUUCACUGGAUUAUACAAUGGUCUUUCUGCCGCCCUCCUACGCCAGAUUACCUAUUCCACAACGAGAUUCGGUAUAUACGAAGAGCUCAAAUCCCGCUUCGCCAAACCCUCCCCAGACAACUCCUCCUCUACCUCACCCGGCUUCCUCACCCUGCUCGGCAUUGCCUGUGCCUCGGGCUUGAUUGGCGGCUUCGUCGGCAACCCGGCGGAUGUGCUCAACGUGCGCAUGCAAUCAGACGCGGCGUUGCCCCCUGCCCAGCGCCGUAACUACCGCCAUGCCUUCCACGGUCUGGUACAGAUGACCAAGACCGAAGGCGUCGCCUCGCUCUUCCGCGGUGUAUGGCCGAACUCGACCCGCGCAAUCCUCAUGACUGCCUCGCAAUUGACUUCAUACGAUAUCUUCAAGCGCCUCUGCAUUGAGCAGGUGGGCAUGGGCGAUAAUGUUGGCACUCACUUCACAGCCUCUUUCCUCGCCGGCUUCGUCGCAACUACUGUCUGCAGUCCCGUGGACGUGAUUAAGACCCGCAUUAUGACUGCCUCCCCGGCGGAGAGCCGUGGUCACAGCAUCGCAGGCCUAUUGCGGGAUAUCUGUCGUAAGGAGGGUCUUGCCUGGACCUUCCGCGGUUGGGUUCCUAGCUUCAUUCGCCUGGGUCCUCACACCAUUGCCACCUUCAUCUUCCUUGAGGAACAUAAGAAACUCUAUCGGAAACUGAAGGGCAUCUGAAUUACUCGGGUGUAAGGUUGGCAUUUCUCCCCGUAUCGUUCAUCUAUCAUUUCGUCCCGAUCUUAUUCCCCGUAUAUAUGACUCGAUCCUUCUUUUUCUUUAUGACUUUGGGCGGAGCAAUUUUGAGAUUUUGACAAGCAUCGUUCCUUUGGCUUUUACAUACUUGCAUGCUCUUUGGGAUGUUUCUUUGAAAAAGGUCGGGUUGAUCACUGGCUAACGCCAAUCUGCUGGCUUUGGAUUACCAGCUCAUCUCACCCGAUCCUAUGUACAGGGUGUCGAGGAAGUCGCGUUAUUUUUUCCAUGGAAGAUUGAAAUCAUAUAGACAUAGAUACACCCUGAAUCGCACGCAGAUUAUUUCCGCGAGGAA
Molecule: messenger RNA, 1487 nt
Organism: Penicillium brasilianum
Lineage: Eukaryota; Fungi; Ascomycota; Eurotiomycetes; Eurotiales; Aspergillaceae
Source: the annotation of a GenBank genome assembly